Oryza brachyantha (malo sina) is the source of this 726-nucleotide messenger RNA. RefSeq lists its product as uncharacterized. NCBI's taxonomy places the organism in Eukaryota, Viridiplantae, Streptophyta, Magnoliopsida, Poales, Poaceae. The transcript is spliced from 5 exons. Bases 1 to 726 code for a protein of 241 amino acids. The record is from RefSeq and is a predicted model, not a curated record.
AUGCUAAAGUAUUAUGGUUUUCAGUUAAGAUUGCGCAAUGUCGAUUUCGACAGAAAUUUGCCUUUUCCUGCAUGCUUGAUCUCGAUCGCUGUUUGUUUCAGGAGGUGUGUAAUUUGUCUCUUGUUUGUCAGUGUGCCGAUGGAUCCCCAGUGUUCAUCCAAACACGUUCUUCUUGCAGCUGCUGUCAUCCUCUGUACGUGUAUCCCCUCCUGCAAAGCGCAAGAUGCAGUCCAGAUCGUAGCAAAAGCGGUUCUUUGCUUCGAUAACCACACGGUGAUCAACAAGUGCCUGCAGCAAAUUGGGAUCAGCAGCAACGCGAGGGCUUCAACGCAAGGCGCCACCGCCGGCGGCGGUCGCGGCCACCGCGCCGCGGUGCUGGACACGAGCACGAACGCCAGCGCGGCGCUGUGCGACACGCCGUGCUUCGGGCACAUGAUGAUGAUGACGGGCUGCAUGGACGACAUCCUCUCCAACUUCCAGGGAUACAGCGCCGGCCUCAUCAAGGGCUACCGCGCCGUCUUCGAGAUGUCGUGCAGGGUGGUCACCGCGGCCACGGCCAACGGCGCCACAGUCGCCACCGGCGACGCGGACGAUCGCCAUUCCCCGUCGCACGGCGCCGCUAAGGGUUCUCUUGUGUCCGGAAGCUCCGCCGCGAACGGCGCCGGCCGACUUCGCGUCGGCAACCUUGUGUGGGCGGCCAUCCUUGCGGUGACACACAUGGCGUGA